AUGGCAGGCGCUAUAACUAUCAACAAGGCAGGUAAAGUCAGAAACCAGACACCAAAGGAUCCAGUCAAGGACAAAGAACGAAAAGUGUGCGGACGCAGUAGACAGAGAUUGAGAUUUGAAAAGAGAUCAGAAAUUGGAUACUUCGAUGCAAACGGAAAGAUGAAGCUGAAUGCUCAGUCUUAA
Molecule: messenger RNA, 183 nt
Organism: Ordospora colligata OC4
Lineage: Eukaryota; Fungi; Microsporidia; Ordosporidae
Product: ribosomal protein S30
Exons: 2
Coding region: 1-183 (60 amino acids)
Biological process (GO): translation
Cellular component (GO): ribosome
Molecular function (GO): structural constituent of ribosome
Source: RefSeq, a predicted model, not a curated record